AUGAUGCAUCCCAUAGUCCUCCUGAAUUGGCUGUUUCUCCUGUCCCCAGGUCAGUGUGGAGCAGCAGGCCCCGUAGUGCUUCAGCCCAGAGAUCUCCUCCCCCUUCCUGGUAACACCACUACCUCCAGUGAAGUCACCCUAAAGUGCUCCCUGGGUCCAGGCUUCAGCAUGUCCAGCUACACCAUGAUGUGGUACCGACAGGUCCGCUAUGGAGGCCCAGUGGAGUUCCUCAUUAAGGAGUACGAGAACACCCCGGGCCGACACAAAGUGGAGCUGGUCACAUCAGAGAACAUGUUCAUCCUGCAGAUCUCUGAGCUGGUUGUGGAGGACAGCGGUGUCUACUUCUGCGCUGCUAGAGGUUAUGAGGCCUACUUUGGGAAUGGAACCAAACUCACUGUUUUAGACCCAGCUAUCAAUGGCACAGUGAAUGGCACAGUGAAAGUCCUUCCACCCUCCACUGAGGAGUGUGAGGCUAGAAACAAGAAGAAGAAGAAGACUCUGGUGUGUGUGGCCACCGACUUCUACCCCGACCAUGUCACUGUCUUCUGGCAAGUCAACGAUCACAACAGAACUGAAGGCGCCGGGACCGACAACAAGGCCUUGCAGAAUGACAAUAAAUUAUACAGUAUCACCAGCAGAUUGAGAGUCCCAGCCAACGAAUGGCACAACCCUGCCAACAGAUUCACCUGCAAUGUCAUCUUUUACGAUGGGAAGGUUGAUAAACAUGGGAAAGACACCAUUAGUGGAGAUCUCCAAGGUCAAAGUGGUGAAGGGAUGACUAGAGAGUACUAUGUGAAGAGCACUCUGACUGCCAAACUGGCCUACAGCGUCUUCAUCGCUAAGAGUACCUUCUAUGGACUGGUCGUCAUGGUUCUGAUUUGGAAGUUUAAGGGCUCCUCAGAGAAACAGAUUUAACGGAAGACCAGUGGCCCGAGGAGGAUGUGUCCUGCAUGGGUGUUGAUUCUACCAUGUGAUCAAGGACGGACUGGCCAUAUGGCAAGUCUGGAAAAUGCCAGAUGGGCUGGUCCAUCUUUAUCCCAGUGGGCCUGUCUAAAUUGGCUUUUUUUUUGAGCAAAUGAAUCAUUAUUUGGCUAGUAAAGGUGGCCUUAAGGAAAAACAUGGGCCGGUGUGUUAGAAAUGCCCGGGCUGAUUUCUGGUCCCAGUUCGUCCCUGCAUGUAACUGCAAUGUCCAUUGUGCUUCUUGCCUCCAUAACCUCUCUAGGACCCUGUGCUUAUUGCCUCCAUAACCUCUCUAGGACCCUGUGCUUAUUGCCUCCAUAACCUCUCUAGGACCCUGUGUUUAUUGCCUCCAUAAUCUCUCUAGUACCCUGUGCUUAUUGCCUCCAUAACCUCUCUAGGACCCCGUCUAUGUGAAGACAUGUUUUUUACACUCUCCUAUAAACAUGAACUUGCAAUUUAAUGUAUAUUUGAGUAAAUUCAGCCAAAACAGUCUUUCCAUUAACUCACAAAACCAAUGUUUGUUUGUCAUUUGUUUUUCCAGUAAUUACAGUGUGGUUUGUAAUAAAAUAUUUUGUUUUCCAAUUUCUAAAU
Messenger RNA from Coregonus clupeaformis (lake whitefish), 1551 nucleotides. Its product is annotated as T cell receptor beta chain MC.7.G5-like. The coding region runs from base 1 to 915 and encodes 304 amino acids. Lineage: Eukaryota; Metazoa; Chordata; Actinopteri; Salmoniformes; Salmonidae. The record is from RefSeq and is a predicted model, not a curated record. The transcript is spliced from 10 exons.